AUGACUGGCCGUGGUAAAGGUGGUAAAGGUCUUGGAAAAGGAGGUGCUAAGCGUCACCGAAAGAUUCUUCGUGAUAAUAUUCAAGGUAUAACCAAGCCAGCUAUCCGUCGCCUUGCACGCCGUGGUGGUGUUAAGCGUAUCUCAGGUCUUAUCUAUGAAGAGACUCGUGGUGUCUUAAAAGUUUUCCUCGAAAAUGUUAUUCGGGAUGCUGUUACUUAUACUGAACACGCUAAGCGUAAAACGGUUACCUCCCUUGAUGUUGUUUAUGCGCUCAAACGCCAAGGUCGAACCAUCUACGGUUUUGGUGGUUAA
This is a messenger RNA of Acaulospora morrowiae, 312 nucleotides long. The record is from the annotation of a GenBank genome assembly. Lineage: Eukaryota; Fungi; Glomeromycota; Glomeromycetes; Diversisporales; Acaulosporaceae.